AUGGAAACAGCCCAAAAACGCUUCAUGAAACCAAUCGGAUUUGACACUGAGAAGUACCUUCACUUACAAAAGGAGACAAUCUUAGAGCGAGCCAAAAUGUUCAACAACAAGUUAUAUAUAGAAUUCGGUGGCAAACUUCUGAACGACUCACACGCCGUCCGUGUACUUCCCGGGUAUCAGUACAACGUCAAAGUCGAAGUUCUCAAGCAGAUUAAAGACAAUUGUGAAGUCAUUAUGUGCAUCAAUGCUUCUGACAUUGGCUCGAAACGUCGCCACGAUGUUCAGCUCUUUUACGAAGAGGAGCUUUUUUUAGAGAUCGACGAAUUGCAAGCUCAGGGCUUAUCUGUAGUUGGUGUCGUUAUAACGCAAUACAUCGAAGCCAAAAGUGUGUUACAAUUCAUUCGACGGUGUAAGAAUAGUAAUAUCAAGACAUACAUCCACCACAUCAUCGAAGGCUAUCCAACUGAUUUCCCCCGUGUCGUCUCAGAAGAAGGCUUUGGUAAGAAUGACUUUGUCAUCACCACAAAGCCCGUGAUAGUUGUGACUGCUCCAGGACCGAACAGUGGCAAAAUGGCGACUUGUUUAAGUCAGUUAUAUCACGAACUGAAGAAGAAUAACAUCCAAGCAGGCUAUGCCAAAUUCGAAUCAUUUCCCGUCUGGAAUCUCCCACUGAAACAUCCAGUCAAUGUCGCGUAUGAAGCUGCGACAGCCGACUUGCGUGAUAUGAAUAUGAUCGAUCACUAUUACCUUGAGACUACUGGGAAAGUUGCGGUGAGUUACAAUCGCGACAUGGAGACAUACGCGCUCUUAAAAGUGUUACUUGAAUUGAUAUAUCACAAGACUGUAUACAAUUCGCCGACGGAAAUGGGAGUGAAUCGCAUUGGAUUUGCGAUAUUGAAUGACGAUUUGGUCCAACAAGCUGCAAAGAAUGAAAUUGUUCGACGGUACAUGUUGGCGGUGUUGGAUGAGAAGAUGGGGUUGUCGAAGAAAGAAGAAGUCCUCCGCCUGAAUAGUAUCAUGAAAGAUAUGAACAUGAAUGAGGAGUCACGUAUUGUUGUUGUGGAAGCACGGAAAGAAGCCGAACGGAUUAAGAGAACGGUGGCUUGUGUCGUCUUACACGACGGGUCUGUCAUCAUUGGAAGAGAAGGAAAUUUGAUGACUGCAUCAAGUGCCGUUGUUAUGAACGCACUGAAGUACGUCGCGGAGAUCCCGGAGAAUAUUAAGUUGUUGUCGCCAACUGUUAUCGACUCGAUCCUCGGACUCAACACUAAAUUCGAGAAAAGAACCAACACAAAGAUCCGAAUGAGCAUCCACGAAACAUUGAUCGCACUAGGAGUGGGGUCCGCUUCUAAUCCAACAGCAGGUGUUGCUCUUGAUAUGACCGAUUACUUGGACGGGUGCGAAUUCCAUGUGACACAUAGGCUUGCGGUGGAUGAAACAAACACGUUAGUCAAGAUGGGUCUUCUUGUGACGUCAGACUAUUGA
Messenger RNA from Entamoeba invadens IP1, 1485 nucleotides. RefSeq lists its product as hypothetical. The transcript has a single exon. Bases 1 to 1485 code for a protein of 494 amino acids. Lineage: Eukaryota; Evosea; Mastigamoebida; Endamoebidae. The record is from RefSeq and is a predicted model, not a curated record.